UAUAAACAGAAACCACCACUGUGCUGAGUCCGCCCGCACUGCGCUUGUGAUCAUCUCAGCCGCUGAAAAAACCACCAACGUCGUGAGUUCGAUUCCCACCAAUUCUUUGCACACUCGAACCCCACUUUCUGUAACACUUGCGCCUCUCAACUAGGAACCCAGGUGUUCUGCCUAUCAGCUUUCAACGUUUGCUGAGUUUGCUCACACAGUCACAAUGGGUAUGAAGGUUACGAUUCUGUCUGAGCAGAUUGCACAUAAGAUUUAUUCCCAAAAAUCUUGGCGACAGAAGAACAUCAAAUUUUCAUUACAGAAAGCAGAGAUGGCAGCUUCUGUUCGAAGCAACGUGUAAACGAGGAACCGAAUUUGAAGAGGUCGGUCACACGCCUAAAUAUUUUUAGCAGCAUCAGAAAACGCGUUUCAAGUAAUGGUAGUAGUGUCCGCAGACAAAAUGAUAAUGAAAGUGACAAUGUUUCAAAUAGAGGAGAUGAUCCAGAGGAAUUGCAGUACAGAAAGGCUAGUUGUUUGUCUUCUUAUUACAGCAUUUUGCCGCGCGCUUAGCAAUCAUGGUAAUGCUGGCCAUCUUAAUAGGUUUGCUUACAAUUUUGACAUGGCACUUCACAACAGUGUACACUACCAAAUCAAUAAAGAGUUUAGCUUAUAGUCUCCGCUAUGAGCUUUUGCAACGGCCAGUCUCCAGAAUGUACAACAUACUUAAUUCCACUGUGGAAAUAACCAUGGGACAAGUUCGGCUGUCAGAGUAUCUUAUUGGUCGCUAUCCGCCACCACAGAAUCCUAACAAGCAAGUUCAAUUAUAUGAAAUGAUGAAGAAUAUCACAUGGGCGCUUUUUGCAAGUAGGAAAGCACUGAAUGCAAUAACCAUAAGUUAUAGUAACGGGCGUGUUCAAGCUUUUCAUAGAGAUCGCAAGAAGAAUGAGACAUAUUACAUUUUCUCUGAACCUGGCAACUCCACUUUUUUCAGCAACUCGCAGGAAAGUGAUAAUAUAGAGGGAAAGUUGAAAGCUCCUGUCUGCAGUUGGCCCAAUGUUUCACUUACUGGCAACAAUUUAUCUAUUUGGUACAGGGAACCUCUUGAUCCUUCUACUGGUGAGAUAAAUGGUCCUCGUGAGGAGAUCCCUCCAGAUGCUCUCAUUAAUAUUGCUGGUAUCUCAGAAAUAUGUGAUGGUGAUGCUUCCUGGCAUGUGACUGUUAGCAAAUUUACUGAUAUGCCUCUACUGUCUUCUGCAUCUCCUGUGAGACGUCCUACCAAUAAAAGUAUAGUGGCAGUAGUUGGAGUGAGAACAUCACUUUUAAGUGUUGGCCAGCUGAUGAAAGACUUGGUUGACUUGCAUAGUGGCCAUAUGUACUUAACUUCUCUAGAAGGCUAUUUACUUGCAACCUCUACAAAUGCUCCAUUGAUGGUGAAUACAACAGGUCGGCCAAAGCUUAUGACUGCAAAUGAAUCAACUGAUCCUAUCAUAAGGGCCGGUGCAGAAUGGUUACAGAAAAAGUAUGCAAAUGGGUCAUCUUUCAGCAAGGAGGUUCAUGUGGAAAAUGUUUUGCUUGGACAACAAAAGUAUUAUAUUGACUCAUUUAUUUUGAACUUAACAAGACUUCCAUUGGUGGGAGUGAUUAUUAUUCCAAGGUCAUUCGUACUGGGGGAGGUUGAUCGUCGUGGUCAUGCUACUUUUGUUUAUCUUAUAUCAGCAUCCUUUUGUAUUCUCAUUAUAGGAUGUGUUUGCAUUUUAAUUUUGACAAGUGGAGUCUCAAAAGAAAUGAAAUUACGGGCAGAGUUGAUAAGUCAUCUUGAUGCUAGACGUCGAGCAGAAGCUUCAAGCAACUUUAAAAGCCAGUUUUUGGCAAAUAUGAGUCAUGAACUUCGAACACCGAUGGCUGCAGUAAUUGGGCUUUUGGACAUCUUGCUUUGUGAUGAAUACCUCACUACUGAGCAAAUAUCUAUGAUUUCACAGAUUCGCCGUUGCUCUACAGCUUUGCUACGAUUGCUGAACAACAUUUUAGACUUGAGCAAGGUUGAAUCAGGCAAGCUAAUACUAGAGGAGGCGGAAUUUGACCUUGGACGUGAGCUUGAAGGACUUGUAGACAUGUUUUUUGUGCAAUGUGUUGAUCAUAACACUGAACUUGUUCUAGACCUUGAUGAUAAUAUGCCUAAGGUGAUACGGGGAGAUUCAGCUCGAGUGGUGCAAAUAUUCGCAAAUCUGAUAAGUAAUUCAAUCAAGUUUACUUCAUCGGGACAUAUUAUAUUACGAGGAUGGUGUGAAUACUCAACAGUAAACAAGAAAAGAGAUGGAGAAUCUGAAAAUGAGAGAGAUUCCUGGUUUUCCCAAAAGCUGAGUUUCGGGCAAUCUGAGAGAAGAACAUCCCAAAGCCAAGAGAAAAUAACGCUAUGGUUUGAAGUUGACGAUACGGGUUGUGGAAUUGAUCCUAGCAAGUGGGAAUCAGUUUUUGAGAGCUUUGUGCAAGCUGAUCUAUCAACAACUCGCACGUAUGGAGGAACAGGGCUUGGCCUCUGUAUAGUGCGUUCAUUGGUUAACAAAAUGGGAGGCCAGAUUAGUGUCAGACAAAAAGGAGGUCCAGGAACUCUUAUGCAAUUGACUUUAGUGUUUGGUGCACCUUCUGAAAACUCGGGACAAAUUUCCCAGCAGAUUUGGAAGGGUGUUGAUAAGGACCACACAAUGGUUCUCCUAGCCCUAAAUGGUGACAUUGGCCGUUCAACAAUGUCCCAAUGGUUACAAGCAAAUGGCUUCCAAGUACAUCAAGCAGCCAACUGGAAUGAAAUGAUACAAGCUCUUUCUAAAAUAGAUUGUAUAAGAUGCUCUGAUCUACAUGAAACCAAUAGAGUCCAGUCAAAGAGUAUGACAGAGUAUGGAGUCCCACUGAAAGAAUGUAGUUGUACAGAAUGCAAAGAAGAUUCAAUAUCUUCAAAUGAUACAAGGGUCCUCUAUGGUACUACUGGAAAGAAACCAUCAAAUGCUCACAAUUUUCUUGCAGUUAUAGAUUCAAGGUUCUUGGAUGUGGAUAUAAAAAUCUGGAAAGGUCAAGCAUCUUAUCUCAAUAAAUAUCGAGGAAGAGUAAAAUUCGCAUGGCUCUUGAAUCAUGAUACAUCUGCCACUGUCAAGCUGGAAUUGAGGAAAUCGGGCCAUUCUAUCAUGGUUAACAGGCCUCUGUAUAAAUCAAAACUUAUUCAGAUAUUGACAGCAAUGGUAGAAGAUACAACAUAUCAAGCAGAGCAAAAGGGUACUGGUUCAGGAUUGUCAAACUUGCCACUUAACUCACAGCAACGGUUGAACAUUCAAUCUACAAGAAUUCCUUCAAGUGAAGAACCAUCUGAUUACUUUUUGGAUGAAGAUUGUCAUGAUAUAACCCAGGAAAUUGGUGAUCAAUUCACAAAAGAAAAUGAAAUAACUAAAAGUACAUGUCAUAUCAUUCCAAAUAUUCCAGACAGCACAUCUGCUGCCAAAAGCUUGAGUGGUUCUGUAAAGUCCAUAAAUGAUAAACAAAAUUGUAUUCCACAUCUAUUGAAGAAAACUAAUGGUUUAGCGAUGACUGCUCAAACCUGUGAAGAGCCUGAAGGCAUAAAUUUGCAAUCUGAAAUGGUAAAUUCAACGAGCAAAUUCAAAGUUGACUCUGUAUCCAGUCAAACUGAUACAAGAACUUUCUCUAAGAGCCUUGACACUAGCCCAACCCCAGAAUUAGAUUCUAGAAUAUACAUUGAAGAUUCCUCUCACAGUAUGAAAGAAUCAAAAUCUUUGAUGUCUGCCUUUUCUAAACACUGCAAUGGUGACACAUUCAAUAUUCAGCUGGCGUCAGAAGGUAACAAUAAAUCUCAAAAUGAAAAUUUGCCUCAUGAACUUUCUUGUAUUCCAUCUGGCCCAAGCUUGCCAAUUAUGAGGCUUGCUGGAGGUCCUCCAUCUUUAAAUUAUGAGAAGGAAUGUUUAGAUUGCAUACACCAGCCAAUAAUAUCUGAACCAACUCCCAAAGCUCCAGUACGAUGGCCUCCCUCAAAUGGUACUUCUACAGAGAAGUAUCUAAAAGGCAUUCGGAUUUUACUUGCAGAAGAUACACCUGUUCUUCAAAGAGUUGCAACCAUCAUGCUUGAGAAAAUGGGUGCUACUGUAGUUGCUGUUGGGGAUGGACUGCAAGCAGUAGAUGCACUGAAAUGCAAUUAUGAUAUGGGUGAUUCUGACAAACUGAACCCCAUAAAUAAAGCAAAAGUCCAUGGAAAUCAGAAGACAUCAGAAGAUCUUUCACCAUUUGAUCUGGUUCUCAUGGACUGCCAGAUGCCCAAGAUGGAUGGUUAUGAGGCAACAAAGGUCAUUAGGAUAGCAGAAGAAGGAACUGGUCGCCACAUACCUAUAGUUGCAUUGACUGCUCAUGCUAUGUCUUCAGAUGAAGCAAAAUGCUUAGAGGUGGGUAUGGAUGCAUACCUUACAAAACCGAUUGAUUCCAAACUGAUGGCAUCCACUAUUGUUGCUUUCACCAAGAGAAAAAAAUGAUAUUUCCCUCUUCACUAACAUACAACCAGCAAGUAUGUGGAGCUGUCGUCUAUUGCCAAAGGACAAUGACCUUACAGACAUGCUCAAGUAUCUUGCCAUCAACCUUCAGCUAAGAAACUUAAUUAAAAAGGGAAUUAACAUUUAGCAAAGCUAAUUAUAAUUAUUUGUGUUACUUUUCCCUGUAUCUAAUCAAUGAGCUCUCUGCUGUGAACAGACACCUAUCCACUUCGUGGUCCCAAUUUUUUGAAAUAAAAAUAAAAAGAGAGUAAUUUAAUUUA
Messenger RNA from Cryptomeria japonica (Japanese cedar), 4789 nucleotides. Its product is annotated as histidine kinase 1. Gene Ontology annotation, biological process: phosphorylation; phosphorelay signal transduction system. The record is from RefSeq and is a predicted model, not a curated record. Gene Ontology annotation, molecular function: phosphorelay sensor kinase activity. NCBI's taxonomy places the organism in Eukaryota, Viridiplantae, Streptophyta, Pinopsida, Cupressales, Cupressaceae. The transcript is spliced from 13 exons. Bases 564 to 4511 code for a protein of 1315 amino acids.